Vitrella brassicaformis is the source of this 3163-nucleotide messenger RNA. NCBI's taxonomy places the organism in Eukaryota, Vitrellaceae. The record is from the annotation of a GenBank genome assembly.
CGCUAUUAGGUAUGCAGAUGUAAUGGAAACCAUGUCAGAGACCUCUUCGCAUUCGAAUGCAACAGGUGCGUCCAUCACACAUCCGUCCGGGAACACGAGAAAAAAGCCCAGACGCAUCAAUCGCAAGGGGUGGCUCUCAUAGCACAAGCAUGCCGUCUCACAUCCAUCCAUCCAUCCAUCCAUCCAUUCACACAUGAAUCGACAUUCGAAUGGUGACAGGCACCAAGCAAAAAGGCUCGUCUGUCACCCUACCUAGUUCCCUCCUCGCUGCCCCACCGUCUCAUCAUCACUGUUUCUGCCUCUUAGCUGAUGGCCCGUCGGCACCCGAACGUGCCACCUGACAGCAGGCAGAAAGGACAACUGUGCAAACACAAACAUGCCCUCGGGGCUCACCCGUUUAGCAUUUUGCAGCAUGGGGACAUUGCUGCUCCCCGCCACCGCCAUUGGCUGGGGGUGGAUGAGGGGCGUGAUAGGAAACAUACCUCCCACAGCAGGCGGAUGCCCACCCAGCACCUGCACCAACCAAGCGAAAUCAACGAGGCAAGGUGGCCACAGUUCAUUGCACCAUCCAUUGCCCCCCCUUGCUGCCCUCGCAGACCCACCGGGAACAGGUGGGGAAUGGGCACGAUGGCGGGCGCCGGUGGGGACGACACAGCCUGACACGCAGACACGUACACACGUGCAUCGCAGAUGGAUGGCAUGGAUUGGGGCGAGAGCAUUGCAUUCAUCAUCCUGUCCUGUCUCCCUUGUUUGUUGUCUGUCUGCUCACGUUGGCGUAUGCCUCUGUGUAUGCCUUGUGGGCUAUGAGCAUGCGAUGGGCCGCCUCACGCAAGCGGGAACCUGACACACACAACACAUCAACACACAGAAAGAAGACAGGGCAGGAGAGUGACCCACAGAACGCACCCGAUGCCGCCGCGCCGCGCGGGGCACUAAUAGAACAAAAGGCUGGCUACUCUUCUGCUGGUUGCACACUAACACAUGCGUCUACAUGGGUAUGCCGUCAACCGACCGUCAGCAAGUGGAGAGAAGCGGGAUUCAUCAUUUCGCUUCAGGGCCGUGUCGGGCUGUUCAUAUCACACCAAUACCAAUACUCAUGAGCAGCAAUCGAUGGAUGGAUGGAUGGAUGGCACGGCGAGGUAGCCAUCAGCAGCAGAACAGUACUAGCGGCAAAGGGCGAGCGAUCGCUCCCUCGAACCUCAUUCAUUGGGCACCGCCUGUCUGCCUGGCACGUGUGUGUUGUGCAGGGUGUGCGUGUGUGCAUACCUUGAAGUAGCCCUGCACGGACCAUCUGAGCAUGUCAAGACUCGUGAACGGCCCUUGUUGCUGACACACACAGAGAGACAGACACACAGGGUGGAUGAAUGGAUGGAUGGAUAGGUCUUCCCUCCCUCCCUCUGUGUGUGUGUUCACCUGUCCUUGGAGAUCCACAUACUGCCAAUCGUGAGCAUAAGCACAUGUAGACGAAGACUGAAUGACCCAGACAGACAGAAGAGCACAUUCACACAGGGUCGGUCCAUCGACCAAUGGUAUGGUUGUGCCCUCUCUCCACUCACUCCGCAUCUCUCACCAGAUAUUCCGGAGGCAGCAUACUCAACUCCUCAAUCAACUUCACACACACACACACACACACGAGACAUUGGACCGGCGCCUCACCUCCCGUGCUUCCCCAGCCUUUAUCACCUUUGCCGCAUCCGGUGCCCCGACAGUAGCCACUCCCGGCUGCUGAUGUUGCUGUUGCGGUGCCGCUAGAGGCAUCCCUGCUGCUGCUCCCAAUGGCUGUGGCGGCUGGACAAUCGCAGGCACAGCGGGGGAUGGAGCCACCGCAACGCUAGGCGGGGAUACCGUCGUCGUGAGUGGUGACGAAGACGACACCGGCUGCUCACUGCGGCAAUGGCGAUCCCCGCCCUCGCUCUCACCCUUGCCGAACUCCCCCAGACCGAAGCGCAGGUCCAUUGGCCUCACCGGAUGCGCACCUGACGACCCAUGCCAUGGCUGACCCCCUCGCGACUCAUGCCAUGGGGGGAUCUUCCUCGGCCCAUUGUCUGGCGAGAGAGAGCGGUGCCUCACAUAGCGGGGAUGGCCAGUGUCACGGGGCCCGUCGACAAAUGGGAGGUCGUCAUCGUAUCUGCGGAUGGGCGGAGGCCGCCAGUCGUAUGGACGGGGUGGUGGCCGGAAGUCUCUGCCGAUGUCGUCAUAGCUGUCGAAGGGGUGAUGUGGGUGUGGGUGUGGCGGGGGCAUGCGUGGGGGGUAGCCGUCUGGCGGGGGGCCAUAGUCAAGCAUGAUGGGGGGAGGGGGAGCAAAGGGCCGCCUUUUGCGCGGCGGCCCUUCGCGUGGUAGCCCGACAUCGUCCUGCAUGCGCACACAGAAAUGGAAGGCAAAGGACAAGACAGAUGUUUUGUGACGUGUCUGUGAUGUCUGUGAUGUCUGCAAUGCAUGCAUAAGUGCCCCAAGAAAAUAUACAUGAGUCUCAGGCUUCUGGUACUGACUGGUAGCUAAUCACGACCACUCUAGAUGCAGCCACUCAGACAAACGAGGUUCUGUCUUCAAUCAUCCCCAACUCUACCCGUCCUUCCACGCACUCUCUCCCAUCCCACCCACCCACUUCGCCAAUGGCUCACCCGCGGUCUGUCCUCGUCUCUCCUGCCCCGCCGACGCGACUCCCGUCGGCUUCCCGACGACAUUGAGCAGGGCAGCUCGGGAUGUGGCGGCCCUCGUGGUGGAAAUGACGGCCGAAUGUCGUCGGGGAAGUUGUCCCAGUGGAUGGGAGGGCCACGCGUGAACGGUGGGCGCGGGAAGAGGCGGUCAUCCGGGAGCUGAUUGAUCACAGCGCCAGAUAACACGAGGCAGAUUGAGACAGUCAGUGAUUGUUGCUGACCCUCGCUUCUGCAAAUGGCGGCCCUGGACGCCAGUCGGGAGAGAGGGAACGCCGGCCUCUCUCAUCUGCAUCAACAGGCACAGGCACAGGAUCUUGUUGGUGUUGUGCUGUGUGUGAAUGUGGCUCGGUGACCUUCCCUUACAGAAUGGAGGUGGACCCAUACGCCCAUCCCGAGGAAACGACAUCGUUCACGCGAGCCUGAGCACGUGCGAGGUCGUGGCCGUCGGUCGCUCCUUCUCUUCAGAGGUGCCUGGGUUUCUGUUUAUGGCCUCCUGUUGGCCGAAA